Phragmites australis (common reed) is the source of this 1592-nucleotide messenger RNA. RefSeq names its product GDSL esterase/lipase At5g45920-like. The record is from RefSeq and is a predicted model, not a curated record. The transcript has 5 exons. Gene Ontology annotation, molecular function: hydrolase activity, acting on ester bonds. Lineage: Eukaryota; Viridiplantae; Streptophyta; Magnoliopsida; Poales; Poaceae. The coding region runs from base 269 to 871 and encodes 200 amino acids.
UAGUAUAGAAAGCGGGAUGGAGAGUGGGUUGAGAGUUGCUCUAUCAUUUUACCCCAAUUCAUCUGCUGAAACUGCGGGAUCACACACCACCUAACCAGCAAGAGACGACGAGCUUGCCGCUCACCACCAAGUCUGCAACGCAUAUAAAUUUGCCCCCCGAAACCUGAAGUGGAAUCCCCGCUAUAGAUCCGUGCUCGUGCUAUCGGAUCUCGGAGCCCGUCGUCCCAGUGAUCCCCCGCGGCGGAGUCCCCGAUCCGAGUAGUCGAAGAUGCGGCCGAGGCUCGUGCUCUUCGGCGACUCCAUCACCGAGCAGUCCUUCGCCGCCGGCGGAUGGGGCGCCGCCCUCGCCGACCGCUUCGCACGCCAGGCGGACGUGGUACUGCGCGGGUUGAGCGGGUACAACACACGGUGGGCGCUCGAGGUGCUGCCGCGGGCCAUGGAGGGCGCGGCGCCGGCGGACGAGGACCCGGCGGCCGUGACCGUCUUCUUCGGCGCCAACGACGCCUCGCUGCCCGACCGGGCGCAGGCGCACCAGCACGUGCCGCUCGAAGAGUACCAGAGCAACCUCCGCGCCAUCUGCGGCUACUUCAAGGAACAAUGGCCCUCCGCUUCUAUCAUACUUAUCACUCCCCCACCGAUCUACGAACCAGCGAGAAUUCGAGACAUCUAUGGAGAAGACGACCCUUCACGACAAGCAGAAAGAACCAACGAGGCUGCUGGCGCUUAUGCACAGGCAUGCCUAGCUGUUGCCAAAGAAUUGGGUCAUGCAGUUAUAGACAUCUGGACAAAGAUGCAGGAAUUUUCAGAUUGGCAAACAUCUGCAUUAAGACUAUUGGUUAAUGCUGUAGUUCAAGCGCUAAAAGCUCUGUAGUAAGAUCAAGUGACAUUCUGUAUAUUGAUACAAAAUAAUGACAUUUCUCGACUUUGUUAUUCUAGCUUCUACAAUGUCAAAUAUCCUUCACCUUAUGUCUUAUAGAAUACACAUACAGCGUCUUUUUGUGUCUCUUAGUUUUCAAACUUCCCCAUCAUUAACAUUGUGCACUGGAUAUUUCAAUACGCUGUAUGGGGGCAAGGAACUUAUGUAUAUGUUUGAUUGUUCUGUUGGCUGUUGCUAAGACCAAAAGCUUAUGUGCUUGGAAUACACUGUUAAGAAAUUUGGAAGGGAAAUUGUUUCUCUUCGAGCCUGUUUGGUAGAGCUCUCCUUUAUUCAAAUUUUUUAAAAAGAGUGAUUAUUUGAAGAAAGUGAUUCUGUGACUGAAAGUAAUUCUCUAAGGUAAACGCUAUGGAUGAAGUGAUUUUAUUAGGGAAGUGAAUCAGAGGAAACUAUUUUUUUCAGCUCCACAACAUAUAGUUCAUUUCAGAGAAUCACUCCAAUGGAAUCACUCUGGAAAUUAAAAACUGCAAACUAUGGUUUGGCAGAGCUCCCACUAAUGACAAAGAGGCCCUUGAUUUCCUUUAGAGUUAUGUUCUGUAUCCAGUAGGUUAAUAAUAACCAAUGGGCUAGUAUUUUUUGAUUUUUCUGUCGUCAGUCUUCUGGUCUUGGUGUUUUCCAAUGAACUUCUUGUGAAAUAACUGUAUAGUGAGCGUAUUUU